UGGAGGACUGUCCAAGAACUCCGAGAACACACGUCUUUAUCUUUUUCCCUGGCCAAGCAUCGAUACGAAGAAGAAGUAUCAUUCAUUUUUGUUAAUAAAAACGGAUUUAAGCAGGGAAUAAGAAUACACGACAGGAAAAUAUCAACGGUGAAACUGAUGAUGGUGGCUCACUCUCGCCCCCUGCUGGAGAUGUUGCUGCAGUUGCUCAUCUUCUGCUUUCCUGCCCUUGGUUUCUCUUCUGACAGAUACUUCUACCAAGACAUUUUCAAUAGCAAUGGCAAUGGAGAAAUCCACUUUAAAGGUGUAAAGCUCCGUGUGGACUCCUCCCAGCCCUCUGUGUACGCUUUGCGGGGGAGUAAAACAAUUCUGUCCUGCCAGUACUGGUACGAGCCUGAGUUAACCUCCCCCAGGAAGGUGCGGGUGAAGUGGUCCUGGCUGCCUGCCGUGGGCGGACAUGAAACGGACGUGCUCGUGGCCAUCGGGCCCAACUCACGCAGCUUUGGGGACUUCAAGGGCCGGGUUCAUCUCCCACAGUACUCGCCAGGAGACGCUUCGCUAGUCAUGACAGAGCUCCAGCUCAACGACACAGGUCGUUACCGCUGUGAGGUCAUCGAUGGGGUGGAGGAUGAGAGUGCCACCGUUGACCUCGAGCUACGAGGGGCAGUGUUCCCCUACCAGCCUCGUCACGGCCGCUACAACAUGACCUACCAUGAAGCCCAGCAAGUCUGCGUGGAGCAGGACUCCACUCUGGCCACCUUUGAGCAGCUGUUCCAGGCUUGGGAGGAGGGGCUGAACUGGUGCAACGCCGGCUGGCUGGCUGACGGGACAGUGCAAUACCCCAUCACCCAGCCCAGAAUGCCCUGUGGGGGGCCGGGCCUCGGACCCGGGGUUAGGAGUUAUGGUAGACGGCACCGCCAGCUCCACCGCUAUGAUGUCUUCUGCAUCUCCUCUUCCCUGCAAGGGAAAGUCUUCUACCUCCAACGCACCCACAAGCUCAACUUCACUGAAGCCCAGCAAGCGUGUUUCGAUGAGGGGGCCCAGAUAGCCAAGGUUGGCCAGCUCUACGCCGCCUGGAGGUUCAUGGGCCUGGACCGCUGUGACGCCGGGUGGCUCGCUGAUGGGAGUGUACGUUACCCCAUCACCAAACCCCGUCGCAACUGUGGCCCCAUGGAAGCAGGGGUGCGCAGCUUUGGGUUCGCCCCUCCACACCAAAGGCAUGGGGUGUAUUGCUACAGUGCAGUUGUAGUGUUCCCCUACCAGCCUCGUCGCGGCCGCUACAACCUGACCUACCAUGAGGCCCAGCAAGUCUGCGUGGAGCAGGACUCCACUCUGGCCACCUACGAGCAGCUGUUCCAGGCUUGGAAGGAGGGGCUGAACUGGUGCAACGCCGGCUGGCUGGCUGACGGGACAGUGCAAUACCCCAUCACCAGGCCCAGAAACCCCUGUGGGGGGCCGGGCCUCGGACCCGGGAUUAGGAGUUAUGGCACUCGCCACCGUCAGCUGGAGCGCUAUGAUGUCUUCUGCUCCUCUUCCCCUAUCCGAGGUAAGGUCUUCUACCUCCAGCCUGCCCACAAGCUUAACCUUACUGAGGCCCGUGAGGCGUGUUUCGAUGAGGGGGCCCAGAUAGCCAAGGUUGGCCAGCUCUACGUUGCCUGGAGGUUCAUGGGCCUGGACCGCUGUGACCCUGGGUGGCUUGCUGAUGGAAGCGUACGUUACCCCAUCACCAAACCCCGUCGCAACUGUGGCCCCAUGGAAGCAGGGGUGCACAGCUUUGGGUUUGCCCCUCCACACCAAAAGCAUGGGGUGUACUGCUACACUGAAGGUAUGCAAUAAAUGUGAUACACUACACAUUUAUCUACAUACCACAAAUCCUCUAUCAAAGAUGACCAACAUGCACAAAUGAAUGCUUAUCUCAUAUACAGAAGAGUUGGGCCUACUAUAUAUUAGGGGGUGAUGGUUUGUUGUGGUGAGAACUUAUUCCUGCAGUAUUUCUAUUGUAACUGUCAUCUGCAAACAACAUCCUGGGAGACAGUUAUCUUGGGGACUAAUAUAUUAAUUGUGAGCAGUCAGCAGGUUAGCAGCACCACUGUGAAUAAUCUGAUCUCAUCCAGGGUCUACCGUUCACUACAUCUAGGGUCAAUGAGAUAAGAACUAUGAGAACUAUAUACAAAUGUCUUCAAAACUGAAAAAUGUUAUACAUGAAAGUCGAAUGCCUUGAACCAUUGUAAUGGUUUUCAGAGGUUGUCCUCAGCACACCAAUGUUUAAAAAAAUAUCUUUACUGUAUGCUUAUCUAUGACUGUUUAUAGAUGGAUGAAUGCUAUACUUAGAAUGUUUACCAAUAAUAUUCAAAUCUUACUUUAGCCUACAGUGUGAGCAAUUGCUAAGUAUAUAUGAAUUUACUUGUAUUUCCAAAUCAGACCUCAACUGCAACAUACUCUUUGUAAACAUUUUGUAUGUACA
Molecule: messenger RNA, 2461 nt
Organism: Esox lucius (northern pike)
Lineage: Eukaryota; Metazoa; Chordata; Actinopteri; Esociformes; Esocidae
Product: hyaluronan and proteoglycan link protein 3
Exons: 8
Coding region: 157-1833 (558 amino acids)
Biological process (GO): cell adhesion
Molecular function (GO): hyaluronic acid binding
Source: RefSeq, a predicted model, not a curated record